UGACCAGUUGAUUGAUAUGAAGUCUAAUAUCAAUGCUUUAAGUAUUAUGUUUUUAUUUUUGUAUUCAUGUGCAGUAAAACCUUUUACUUUUACGUCUGCACACCAGAUGAUCAGAUAAUUAGACGUGGAUGCAGGAUGUUGGUAUUUAUCGAUGAUGCUGAUGGAGGCGGAGGUGUACAGGAGCAUCCAGUGUACUCUGAGUCCUGGAACAAGAGGACGGUUCUCCAACGAGAGGCUGCAAUAACAUUCGUCACCUUUGGGAUUCUCCAUUCACCAUAUUGAACAGAAAGGUCCAUUUAACCCCUUAAGUCAGAUCGCGCUCUCCUGUUUUCAACGAAGCCAGUCAGCCAAGCGUCAUGUUACCAUGGUAACGCGUCCCUCUGCAUAAAAGGAAAGCGGAGCUCAACUUCUGCGGGCUUUUGAUCUGCCGCAGCAGCAGGAGCAGCAGCAUCCGAUGCCUCUGGACUCCUAUGAUGACAACGGGACGGCUUCUGUGUUCGCCUCCAAACUGAGCCCCGCUGCUGACAUAUGGGGACUGGCCAUCCUCUGUGUGGCCGUGGUCUCCAUUCUGGGCAACGGGCUGGUCCUGCUCGUCUGCUACCGCCGGAGGAGGAGGAUGGCGGCCUCGGAGCUGCUGUGCGCCAACCUGGCGGCGGCCGACUUCCUGUGCUGCGUCGGCUUCUACCCGCUCUCCAUCCUGUCCUCUUUCCGCCACGCGUGGCUGGGCCGGCGCGCCACCUGCGUCUAUUACGGCCUGGGCUGCUUCGUCUGUGGCCUGAGCGCCAUGUUCACCGUCGCCGGCAUCGGCGUCACCCGCUGCCUGAAGACCUGCUCCAGCCGCGCUCACGGAGCCAGCGUGGGCGCGGCCUGCGGCUCCAUCUGGCUGCUCGCCGCCGCGUGGUCCAGCCUCCCUCUGUUCGGCUGGGGCGAGUACGUGCCGGAGCCCUACGGCCUGUCCUGCACCGGCGCCGCCUACGUCCUCUGCUCCUUCGCCUGCUUCACGCUGGUCCCCGUGCUCCUCAUCGCCGCGUCCCAGUGCCGCAUCCUGUGCGAGGUGUCGCGCUUCUCCAGCUCGCUGGCGGCGAGAGGCGUCCGCCACGGCCUGCGGCGCACUGAGAAGCGGCUGUCGGUGAUGUUUUUCUGCAUCAGCCUGGGUUUCGUAGUGGCCUGGGCCCCGUACGCCGUGGUCUCCUUCCUCUUCAUCUUCCACCAGGACCACCGCUACAUGGCCCCCGGGGGCUUCGUCCUCCCCGCGCUCUUCGCCAAGAGCUCCCACGUCUACAACCCCUUCAUCUACUUCUACUUCAACAGGACCUUCCAGCGGGAGCUGCGCGGCCUGUGCCCGCCCCUCUGCCCCAGGCGGGGGGGGAACCGGGUGGGGGUCCGGGCGGCACCGGCGCCGUGCCCCAUCCACAUCCAGCUCCGGGAGCGAGGCGCCGGCCGGGGAGCGAGGAGCUGCAGGUUGUCUCAGGACAGGACGUACAGCGAGAGCAGGAGCAGCGGGGGCCGGCGUUCGCCUGCGGGGGCUCCAUGCCCAAGAACAUUCCCACGGUGUCACCGGACCGACCCGCCAGAGACUCCCUGCCUGUGUCCAUAUGAGCCCUGUGUGUGUCGGUGUUCGUCAUGUGAGUCAAACCGUGUACCGGGAAAUGGGGACGAGGCAUCGGCCCCCGAGCGGGCGGCGCGAUCUCAUUAUGGGAAGAGGCCGCCCCACUGGAGCGGAACAGGCCAGGACGGGCGGCGGUCGAAGGAGCUGAGCGGGGCGGGACGCCUCAUUCUGCAGCCGCGUCCCGGCGUCUGCGCAGGGAACGCUGUGAGACGCCAGCGCACGGACGCCGCCGCCAUGAGGAGGGGAAGCUACGACGACGCCGCAGCCUCCCCGCGGCCGCAUUUCAGAGACCUGGCUCAGAGGCGCCGCUCGGCCCCGUCGCUGGCGUUUGGGAAGGCUCUGGGGAUGCCCUGGUCUCCCAUCAGGGAGGAGGCUUCCUGCUGGGUGUCCGUGGAGCAGAGUCCCUUCGUCCUCGGCCUCAGCAGCGAGAACGGGGAGCUGCUCUUGGACGAGCGCGUCCGCGUCACCGAGGGCUCCAAGACGCGCGAGCGACACCUGUUCCUCUUCAGAGACGUGGUCGUCUUCGCCAAACUCAAGUCGGCUGCCUGCUACCGUCUGAAGCACCGCGUGAGCCUCCAGCACGUCUGGGUCCACGGUCUGGAGGACGAGCAGGAGGACGAGGAGCAGCCGGAGGACCUGGACCUCAGGGUGACGGUGCUGCUGGCCUGGGCUCUGAGCGUGUGCCUGGUGUGCUUUCGCUCGCCUGAGGUGAAGCAGCGCUGGUCAGAGACUCUCCACAGAUUAAUUAAAGACGCAGUAGCGAGAGCUGGUUGUGCUUUUUCACCCCCCGACGUCCUCAUGAAGGUGUUGAGUGGCAGCAUCACAAAUAAAACGCUAACAGGAGGAGGCAUGGAACAAUCUACGGAGUUUCCACUUGAUGGUGAUACCGAGAUCUCUGCUCCCUCGAAGCAGUUAUAUAACCAGGAGGAGAAGUCCGUGCAGCCCAUUGAAACAAAAUGGAACCUGGUGAGGAGGCUCAGAAAGGGCUCCAGCUUCAUCAGCAAGACGGGUCGGGCCGAGACCGACGCCAAGCGUCAGCUGUUCGGACGCCCCCUCUGCAAGACGUGCCCCGACGACUGCUCCCUGCCCAAACCCGUCUCAGAGAUGCUGGUGCUGCUGAGGAAGCAGGGCCCGUCCACGGAGGGCGUGUUUCGGAAGCCGUGCAACACCAAGAACAUGAGGGACGUCCGGGAGCAGCUCAACGGCGGCCUGGAGGUGGACCUGAAGAGCCAGCCGGUGUCUCUGCUCGUCGGCCUGCUCAAGAGCUUCCUGAAGGAGCUCCCCGGCAGCCUGCUGGUGUCUGAGCUGUAUGACAGCUGGAUGACGGCCCUGGCGGCAGGCGACGAGGAGAGGCCCCAGGAAAUCAGAAAGGUGGCAGACGGGCUCCCAGGGCACAACCGGCUCCUCCUGCAGCAUCUGCUCUGCGUCCUCCAUCACAUCCUGGAGAGCGCCGACAUCAACAAGAUGGACGCCAGCAACCUGGCGGUGUGCAUCGGGCCCACGCUGCUGCAGACCGACGACACGCCCCUGGAUCAGCAGAAGGAAAAGAUGGAGAAGGUGACAGAUUUAACCAAGUUCCUGAUUGAGCACUAUGACAUCCUUGGAGAGAAUAUCCCGAACUUGCUGGAUACUGAUGAAGACUCACUGUCCUCCCAGCAUCACGACUCGGCGUACGACAGCACCGACCCAGACGGAGACGGAGAGGCUGGAGAGAGCUCCGGCUCCGCCUGCAGAGACGGCGGCUCGUCCUCCUCCCUCUGCCCCAGCACCAGCACCACGUCCCCCUGGGCGUCCGAAGCCGUCUUCGGCAGCAAGCCGGAGUUCAGCCGGCGCUGCUCGGAGCCCAUCAUCCUCCUCUCGGCCGACAUCCAGAACCUGUGCAGCCACGCGCGGAGCCACGACGACUGCUCCGUGGAGCGCAGGCACUUCGAGGAGCAGCCGCUCAAAAAGCAGGUCUCGGACGACUCCUUCCUGCUCAGGGGCCGAGGAGGAGCGAAGCCGGUGCUGCUGUUCCCGAAGCUGAGCAGCAGCUCCAACAUGGACCCGCUGCCCUACCUGGAGAGCGACGUGGCCAAGGACUGCUCCUGUUCCUCCCUGGAGAGCACGGCCUCCAACCAGUCUGAAGGCUCUGUUUCCAGCAGCUCCCCAGUGGAGUCGCCAGGCUGCCCCAGGAAGGAGCCCGCCCCCAAGCAGCCCGCGGUGGAGGAGAAGAGGCGCACGCAGUCCAUGAGGGUGGCGACCAAGGUCCUGAUGAGGACCAGGAGCUUAGCCAGCUUCAGCCGGGGCAGCCUGAAGAAGGACUCCCAGAAGGAGAACUCCUUCCCGUGCGAAACUCUCCCGGAGGACUCUCAGAGCGAGGCGGAUCCGCCCGCCGACCUGGGGCCCCGGCCCCGCCCCCUGUCCGCCAUCGAGGUGUUCAAGCACGUGGACAGCCGGCUGCCCUGCAGGCCCCCGUCGUACGAGCAGGCGGUGCACCGCGCCGGCCUCCCCCCUCGCUACGGCGCCAUGACGGUGCGGGACGCCAUCCGGUCCCGCCCGUCCUCUGUGAACUACGACCUCCCGUCGGCCCCUUCCGUCCACCAGCUCGUGGACGCCCUCCCUCAGGGCGCGGGCGACGCGGCCGGGGCGGUGGAGCGGCGGCAGCCUUUCCGCCCCAGGGCCAUGUCUGAAUCGGUGUCAGGAGGCCACCAUGACGUCAUUUCCCGGCGCUGCAGCCAGCCUGUGUUUGAGGAGUUCUCUUAUGCCAAGGAGUCUUAUGUUUAAUAGGCUCUGGGACAUUUCACACGUUGGACUAUAGAGACUGUAGUUGUAGUAGAGUCUGUUUGGUUGGAUGAAACUAACGAUGUUUGUCUAAUCUGUUGAUCUUCCACUGUCUCACUUUGAAUGACUGUUUGCUAUGUGCAGCCUCCGCGACUGCACAUGUUUUGAGUAGUACUUUUGUAGUACAAGUAUUAAACCUUAAUAUGAUAGAUAUUUAGUCUAUCACCAUGAAGCUAUGAAGCACAGUUAGCUGUGGAUAAAAUAUGCUAGGGGUCUUGUCUUUCUGUGUUUUUUAUGUUUUUAUGUACAGCACAUUUUGGCUUUUUGUAAAUAACUUCCACUUUGCAUAGUUUUCUCCUUCCACUACACUAAAGCACUUUUCUAAUGGCAAACUAUGCUUUGUUCACUUGCACGCUAAAAAUGUAAAUACAGUGAAAUGUGUAUAGGUUUGCAAUGUUCCAGAGUAAAUGGAAAGAAAAUAUAUUCAAUAAAACAUAUUGAAGAGCA
Molecule: messenger RNA, 4876 nt
Organism: Betta splendens (Siamese fighting fish)
Lineage: Eukaryota; Metazoa; Chordata; Actinopteri; Anabantiformes; Osphronemidae
Gene: tagapb
Product: T cell activation RhoGTPase activating protein b
Biological process (GO): G protein-coupled receptor signaling pathway; regulation of Rho protein signal transduction
Cellular component (GO): membrane
Molecular function (GO): GTPase activator activity; G protein-coupled receptor activity
Source: RefSeq, a predicted model, not a curated record